Molecule: messenger RNA, 1743 nt
Organism: Patiria miniata (bat star)
Lineage: Eukaryota; Metazoa; Echinodermata; Asteroidea; Valvatida; Asterinidae
Product: V-type proton ATPase subunit E-like
Exons: 7
Coding region: 150-830 (226 amino acids)
Biological process (GO): proton transmembrane transport
Cellular component (GO): proton-transporting two-sector ATPase complex, catalytic domain
Molecular function (GO): proton-transporting ATPase activity, rotational mechanism
Source: RefSeq, a predicted model, not a curated record
UAAUUUUCUUGAUCACCCGACUAUUUUAAAGUCUGCUCCCAAAUUUUGGAGCUUGGCAUUUUUGUUCUCUGCUCUGUACAAUUUGGUUCCUUUUCAUCCAAAAUUCUUAUUUAUAAUUCGUAUUUGGGAACACAACCCGUUGCUUCAGGAUGUCACAAAACGAUGAAGAAGUUAAAAAGCAGAUUCAGCAUAUGAUGGCCUUCAUUGACCAGGAGGCCAGAGAGAAAGCUGAAGAGAUUGAGGCCAAGGCUGAGGAAGAAUUUCAAAUUGAGAAAGGAAGACUGGUCCAGCAACAGCGUCUGAAAAUCAUGGAGUACUAUGAACGCAAGGAGAAGAACUUGGAGCUACAGAAAAAGAUCCAACAGUCCAACAUGCUGAACCAGGCCCGGCUCAGGGUCCUCAAGUGCCGGGAGGACCACGUGAUGGCCAUCCUGGACGAAGCUCGCUUACGUCUCGGGGAGGUCAUCCAGGACCGCAACAAGUACGCCCAGAUCCUGAAGGGUCUGCUGGGCCAGGGGCUGUACCAGCUCAUGGAGAAGAAAGUGACGGUGCGCUGCAAAGAGUGCGACCUGGCACUGGUCAAGGAGCAAACGAAGGCGGCUCUCGCUGACUAUAAGAAGGCAGCCAAUAGAGACUGCGAGGUCAAGUUUGAUGAAGAAAACUUCCUUGGAGCCGACAUCACUGGUGGUAUAGAGAUGUACACGGCCAACAACAAAAUCAAGGUCACCAAUACUUUAGAAAGUCGGUUAGAUCUAAUGAGUCGCCAGAUGCUUCCCGAGGUGAGAAAGAUCAUGUUUGGAGUCAACGUAAACCGGAAAUUUGAGGACUAAAAACAACGCAAAUACACACGUCACUUGUGUUGCUACCCUUCCCAGGAAAUACUUUUCUUCGUCGUACAAAGAGUAAUAUAUAUUUUAUCGUCCGUGUGAAAAUUAGUGGUGUCGAAUACAUGUACGUACACUCCCCACCCAGUGAAACUAGUCAUCAUGGACAAGCUAAAGCCGUGUUCACACUGGAGUUUAUUUAGUGAAACUAACAGACACUGGUGUUAAGUUUACAGAAACUGUUGUCAAAUAACCAAAUUAAGUCUGGUGCGGACAGACGGUAAAUCUGUAAGUUUAAUGCCCUGUAGCGGUAAGUUUUGCCGGAGGCCGAAGUUAAUCUAAGUGCAGACGAACGGUAGUAUAACCACAAUAGAAUGUGCAUAAUCACUCGCUGUGACUGUUUACAAAAUUAAGUCUAAUGUGAACACAGUUUUCAUCUCAUUUUAAUAAUAAUGAAAUAGAAGGAAACCAAUAUUGGAAAAGGGAAGUACUUUUUGAACCAAAUGUGGUUUUUUGUUUAAUUUAUAAAAUUCCCAACCUUUUUAUAAAGUUGUCAGUAUUAAUUAAAAAAAGAAAAGUGUCUGCUUUGUUUAAGCACUUGAAUUUAUGAUUAAUUGAUGACAUGAAUCCGGAAAACCUCACUAUAUUUUGAAAAAUGUUUUAUUGAAAUGCAUGUAGUGUAAAACGUUUGGUUUCCUGAAAAUUUGGCCAGUGUCUGUGCUUUUCGAGUCACUCUUUUCAUUCAGGACACUCAUUUGGUGGUGGUGUUUUAAUACUGGCAAGAACUUUUAAUAUUCUUUGAACUUUCUCAUGCUACAUGUAUGUUCCCAUUGGUGUUUACGAAAUCUUGGCUUGGCUUUUGCUAUAGAGAUACCAAAUCCUGUUAAUCUAGGCUAAUGGUUAAGGUAUUGUCAUUGGG